Molecule: messenger RNA, 1203 nt
Organism: Argentina anserina (silverweed cinquefoil)
Lineage: Eukaryota; Viridiplantae; Streptophyta; Magnoliopsida; Rosales; Rosaceae
Product: E3 ubiquitin-protein ligase RSL1-like
Exons: 2
Coding region: 19-972 (317 amino acids)
Biological process (GO): ubiquitin-dependent protein catabolic process; positive regulation of proteasomal ubiquitin-dependent protein catabolic process; protein polyubiquitination
Cellular component (GO): cytoplasm; ubiquitin ligase complex
Molecular function (GO): ubiquitin conjugating enzyme binding; ubiquitin protein ligase activity; zinc ion binding
Source: RefSeq, a predicted model, not a curated record
CCUGAGACUUGAAAAGUCAUGGCACAAGAGGAGUCUGCCUCGUCCGCUGCUCUUCUUCUCAAUUUCGAUGAUACUUCCUUGUCAUCACUGAUUCAUCAUGAUUCUGAUGAUCAUGAAGCUGAUAUUUGUAUCGAUCCGACGAUGAUGUCCGAUGCCAAAUACGCAGAAGAGUUGCAGGUUCAAGAGGUUAUAAUGGCGUCUUCUUCCUUCAUUUUCCAAACAAUGAAGAACAACACCGCGUCGUGCUCCUCGUCGACUCUGACAAUCCCAGCAACCCAAACAGUCCCAUUCACUGCAAACCAUGAAGUCUUUGACUCAGAAGCCCAAGUUUCAUCCCAAACCCUAUGUGGUAUUUGUGUUGAAGUCAAAGAGAAAGACCGGAUGUUCUCAAACGAAAGCUGUGCUCACUCCUUCUGCUCAGAUUGCAUAACCAAACAAGUGGCUGCGAAACUUGACGAGAGCUUUCACAUUGUUUUCUGCCCUGGGUUGGAUUGCAAAGCAGUCCUCACACUCGAGGAAUGUGCCCCAAUUCUCCCCAAACUGGUUCUGGAAAAGUGGAAUGAUGCUCUCUGCGAAGCGCUAUUUCUGGGGUUGCAGAAAAUCUACUGCCCUUUUAGUGAUUGCUCCAUGGUUUUGGUGAUCGAGAACGAAGGGGAGAGUGUGAGAGAGUCAGAGUGCCCUGCUUGCCACAGGCUGUUCUGCGCCGGCUGUCGGGUUUCGUGGCAUUCCGGGGUUGAUUGUGAGGAGUUUCAGAGGCUCAAUGACGAUGAGAGGGGGAGGGAAGAUCUUAUGGUGAAUCAGCUUGCGAAGGAGAAGAAGUGGAUGAGGUGCCCCAGGUGCAAAUUCUAUGUGGAGAAGACUGAUGGUUGUUUGCACAUUGUUUGCAGGUGCCAAUUUCAGUUCUGUUAUGGUUGUGGAGCAGAAUGGACAAAUAACCAUGGUGGCUGCCAGUCUCAGUGCAACAGAACUUAACUGAUGGAUAAGGAGGCAGCCACAAUAUAGUUAUGUUUUCUUUGUCGUCCAUGUAUUUAGUUACGCUUUUGUUGCUUUGGAAGGCUCAUAUGCGUUGAUAUAUUCAACAAAAAUGCAGCAUUGCUGUGCUUGUAGAUUUGUCUUCAGGAUUUCCUUGAAAAACUCGAUAUUAUUAUGCAGAAAAAUACUCUGCCCUAAUCUGAAUCUAAAGCUUGAGCAUCUCAUUUGUGG